AUGGCUAAAGCCUAUGAUUAUUUAUUCAAAUUACUUUUGAUUGGUGAUAGUGGUGUUGGAAAGACAUGUGUUCUUUUACGUUUUUGUGAUUCAGCAUUUAGUACAACCUUUAUUUCAACUAUAGGAAUUGAUUUUAAAAUACGAACAAUUGAUCUUGAUGGACGAAAAAUUAAAUUACAAAUUUGGGAUACAGCGGGUCAAGAACGAUUUAAAACAAUAACAACAGCUUAUUAUCGUGGAGCAAUGGGAAUUAUGUUGGUAUAUGAUAUUACAAGUGAAAAAAGUUUUGAUAAUAUUAAAAAUUGGAUUCGUAAUAUUGAAGAACAUGCAUCAGCUGAAGUCGAACGAAUGCUUAUAGGAAAUAAAUGUGACAUGCAAGAUAAAAGACAAGUCAGCCGAGAAAAGGGUGAACACCUUGCUAUGGAAUAUGGUAUUAAGUUUACGGAGACUAGUGCUAAAGGAAAUAUUAAUGUGGAUGAAGCUUUUCUUUCUCUCGCCAAAGAUAUCAAAGCAAAAAUUGACAAGAAAGCUGGUACUGAUCAAACUGGUAAUCGAGUAAUCUCUGGUGGUAUUAGGCCAAAACAAGAUCCAAAUAAAAAACCUGGUACAUCAUUUUGGUCUCGUUGUUCAUUUUUCUAA
This is a messenger RNA of Rotaria sp. Silwood2, 639 nucleotides long. The record is from the annotation of a GenBank genome assembly. NCBI's taxonomy places the organism in Eukaryota, Metazoa, Rotifera, Eurotatoria, Philodinida, Philodinidae.